This is a messenger RNA of Malassezia restricta, 354 nucleotides long. RefSeq names its product small subunit ribosomal protein S15e. The transcript has 3 exons. Gene Ontology annotation, molecular function: structural constituent of ribosome. Gene Ontology annotation, cellular component: ribosome; cytosolic small ribosomal subunit. Gene Ontology annotation, biological process: translation; ribosomal small subunit assembly. Bases 1 to 354 code for a protein of 117 amino acids. The record is from RefSeq and is a predicted model, not a curated record. NCBI's taxonomy places the organism in Eukaryota, Fungi, Basidiomycota, Malasseziomycetes, Malasseziales, Malasseziaceae.
AUGUCGAACGAAGACUUUGUCAAGCUGGUGCACGCCCGUGCCCGCAGGCGCUUCUCGCGUGGUCUGAAGCGCAAGCCUAUGGCCCUCAUCAAGAAGCUGCGCAAGGCCAAGAAGGAGGCUCAGCCUAACGAGAAGCCCGCCGUCGUGCGCACGCACAUGCGUGACAUGAUUGUGGUGCCUGAGAUGAUCGGCUCCAUGAUUGGCGUCUACAACGGCAAGGUGUUCACGACCGUCGAAAUCAAGCCCGAGAUGACCGGCCACUACCUCGGCGAGUUUGCCAUUAGCUACAUCCCCACCCGCCACGGUAAGGGCUCGCUCGGCAAGAAUGCCGGCCGCUUCAUCCCUCUGUACUAA